AUGGAGAACUGGAACCAAAAAAUGGAGUCCGAAAAACCACUAAUGCCUUCUACCAGCCGCGAUAUCCCAGUACAGCCAUCUAGUCGCAAACUCAGACUACUCGAGAAAACGCGUCGCCUUGUUCUAUUUUCUGGAAUAGCAGCGUUCGGUACAUGGGCUGUUGUAGGGUAUUCUACAAGCUGGACAGGACCAGCUCCUCACAGAAAUUGUCACUUUGAGGCAGAAAAGGGCAAAGAUUUCAAAUGGGAAGAUGUUACUCCAACUUCACACCUAGAAUACCACCCGUGUUGGGACGGUUUCGAGUGCGCAAGACUCGAAGUUCCGCUCGACUGGGAGAACCCCGAUAAUGGGUUGAAGGCAGCAGUUGCGAUCGUAAAAGUGCCUGCAAAGGUGGAUGAAAGAAGCGAGGAGUGGGGAGGUCCAGUGUUGAUUAAUCCUGGCGGUCCUGGUGGCUCUGGCACAAACUUUGCAAUUAGCCGUGGAAAGGAGCUCCAGACUAUCCUUGGUCCUCAAUUUUCUAUUGUUGGCUUUGACCCUCGCGGAAUCAACAACACUACUCCGUCUAUGUCCUGCUUCAACACCCAUAUGGAGCAGUCAAUCUGGGGGAUCAAGUCCGGUGGAAGAAUCCUUGGGUCCACCGACUCGGGUGAGGAGGUCGGUGAGGCAUACGCACGAAGCAUGACAAUUGGAGCCAUGUGUAACAUUACCAUGGGGGGAGAGGGGCUUGCAGGUGUAGGGAAAUAUGUGGGGACGCCGGUGGUAGCAAGGGACAUGUUGGAGAUUACUGAGGGGGAGUGGGAUAGAGUUGGAAAAGAUGGAAGUAAGAAAGGACUCAGGUAUUGGGGCUUCAGCUAUGGAAGUGUUCUAGGGACUACUUUCGCUAGUAUGUUUCCGGACAGGAUUGAGAGGUUGGCUGUUGAUGGUAUCUGCGAUGUAGAAGACUACUACAAAUCCGGGUGGAUGACCAACUUGCAAGACGCAGAAAAGGUUGUCUCAUCCUUCUACAACUAUUGCUCCCUUGCUGGCCCACUUCGCUGUAGCUUCCACACCGGCACCACUGCCGAUGAUGUGUCCACCCGUCUCUCCACGCUCAUGGCCCGACUUCGGCGUCAGCCUCUCCCAGUCCCCGAUGCUCCCACAGGCGCCGAGGUUGUCACAUACUCUGAUGUCAAAACGAUGUUCUUCACCGCUCUCUAUAAGCCCCUCACUAGCUUCCCAAAAAUCGCCAAAAUCCUAGUCGAUAUCGAGGCAGGUGAUGGGAAGAGCUUCAUCGAGUACCAAAAGAAGCAAUUCUCAUGCAACUGUGGCGGUGGUGGACCUGAGCGUCCACCAGGGCCAGAUUUCGAUGCGAUUUGGGCGAUUGCGUGCAGCGAUGGCGAACAAGUUGAGGAUUCGCUGGAUGAGAUGUAUGAGUACCUGCACAUGCUGCAGGAACAGAGUCCGACAUCAGGUGGCAGUUGGGCUGUCGUUAGGAUGGGAUGUGCAGGGUGGAAAAUAAGGCCACAGGGAUUGGUUUACAACGGCCCGAUCAGUGGAAACACUAGCUGGCCGUUGCUAUUUUUGGGCAACUCUGCGGAUCCGGUGACACCAGUGCGGAAUGCACACAAAAUGGCGAAGGGGUUUGAAGGAUCUGUUGUAUUGGAGCAGAACUCAGAAGGGCAUUGCUCAAUUUCAACGCCCUCCGUCUGUAGUAUGAAAUAUAUCCGUGACUACUUUGUUGAUGGAAAGCUUCCACCAAAAGAUACGGUCUGCGAGGCUGAUGUCAGGCCCUUCUUUGACGGUGAAAAGGCUAUUAGGGCCAUGUCGGAGGAGGAUCGCAUUCUUUUCGACGCAGUCUCUGAGCUUGGGAAGGGAUUGGUUACCCCCAAUUUCAUGAUUUAA
Morchella importuna is the source of this 1881-nucleotide messenger RNA. RefSeq lists its product as uncharacterized. The coding region runs from base 1 to 1881 and encodes 626 amino acids. The transcript has 5 exons. NCBI's taxonomy places the organism in Eukaryota, Fungi, Ascomycota, Pezizomycetes, Pezizales, Morchellaceae. The record is from RefSeq and is a predicted model, not a curated record.